GUAAAUAGGGAAGUUUCACAAAACAAAGUAAAGUUAUAUAACUACGAAUUGGAUCCUUUAAACGUCAAGCCGUUUAAAGAAAGGUGGCCGAUAGGCUGCUCAACUUCUAUUUACCAAGAGGCUAGGAAGAAGAAUUAACUUCCUCGCGAAAGUUGUUCCAAUAAGCUGGUACUUCAGAAACGGCGUACAGAUCCUGCGGUAAAAAGACCAACAAAAGGCAAGUGGUAGGUUUUGUGCAGCGAAUUUGCAGUUUUGUCGAGUCAUCCCGAUGCAAGUUUUUCAGUGCCUCGUGUAGAUUAUCUGACAGAUAUAGUGGAGGACGCAAAAAAGGAAACAGCUGUCUUGAUGAAAUGGAACUGAAUAUAUCACUAACCGAAAAUGAUAAAGCAAGGACGGGGUUUAUAGACUGAAGCUUUUUGCACUAGUGACGUACAAAACCGAGGAAAACUUUUGUUUAUGGUGUUCUGUUUUUAAACGUUUUGCCACUCAGUGUCGCGGUUAACAGGCAGGAACUAACUGAACAGAGAAGCCAUUCCGCAGCCUUUCACAAGAUGACUGCUGAGGAGGCAGACAUUGUACAAGCGUUUGUUUUGGGAUUAUUUACAACAGUAGCCGUGCUAGGUAAUAUUAUAGUUUGUGUCAUAGUGUAUAAGCACCGUUGGAUUUUGCAUCCAACAAAUGACUUUGUAAUAAGUUUAGCUUUGUUAGAUAUUCUGACAGCGGUUAUUCCGCUGCCUUUAACCAUUUGCGUGUUUAUAGGCGGGCCGGGUUGGAUGUUUGGCAAAGCGACCUGUUCUGUCGACGCAUUUUUCAACGAUUUUGCUAAAUACGCAUCCAUCUGUACUCUGUGUUUCAUCGCCAUCCAACGUUAUUACAGGUUUCUUAAACCACUCGAAUGCAACGAAACAUUUACCCCUGGAUAUACUUUGACCAUUUCAAUUUGUAUCUGGAUCGGGUCGUCCCUAUUUGCUGGGUUACCCGUAAUGGCGGGUUGGGCUGACUAUACUUUCAGUUACGAGUAUCUAGGUUGCUGGAUUACCUACAAUCAAGACCUCCAACAAUCCGUUUGGAAUACAUGCAUCUUGUUGCUCAAGAUUAUUCCCACGUUUUUAACUUUUUAUUGUUAUCGCGUCAUUUACGGUGCCAUCCGCAGGAGCAGUCCUCGUGUCCGUAGCAUUUCUCGCGUCAGGGGUAAUUCUGGCGUCAUCGAAGCAAACGUGGAGUUUUUAAACAGCACGAAAAAGUACCGUCUUACUAAAACGUUCCUCGUCAUUUCAAUCGUGUUUGUAGUUAGUUGGCUUCCCCCGUCAAUCAUUUUCGUAAUCGACCAGUUGUUAUCACUCCACCUGACCCUCAUUGGCUCACGUAUUUUACGGUUUUCUACGGCAGUGGCGUUGGCAAGCAAAGUGUUUAUUUAUGGCUGGGUCAAUCGGCCUUUUCGAAGAGAGUUGUUCAACCUUUUUUGAAGCUUUGAACCAAGGCAACUUCGAGAAUUAAUGCGACACAAACACUAAGCUGAAAUUCUACCCGAGUUCGCCAGAGUUAAGAAUUCCCAGAAUAUGGAACUGCAUGCUAAAUAAUUAGCUAUUAGAAUAAUAGAGAGGCCUGCGAUAACUGAAUCAUACGAAAUAGCUAGUAUAGUCACGUAAAAUGUUCGGAAAAUCGGAAAAUGUGUUUUUUUAUCGGCCACGAGUUUGUCAAUACUUCUUUGCUAUAUAACACUUUGAUCAGGCUGAAAACAGCUUGUUUACCGUAAUUACUAAAACCGUUUGAAGCUUCAUAAAACUCUUUUUAUUAUCCUUGCUGCAUUAAUCCACCGUAGGAAAAAAGAUGGCGGCUGUACAUUUUACCACAAUACCUUGCGAACCUAACACAGCCUGUAAGGCACAAAGAAAGCUAGAUUUUUUCAAUUUUUGUCCCUGUACGAAGGACAUUGUUUAUGCUAGGUUUGAAGGCUUUGUAACUCUUCUGUACGUUUUUAUGAAAGUUGUUAAGGUUUUCGUGCGUUAAGAACGAUGGGUAAAUGUACCAAUCGCCAUCUUCUUUCCUACGGAGGAUUAGAGAUGCUAUUUUAAAACUCGUAGAGAUGCCAUCAUGUUAGCCUUGUUAAAGUUGUCGGAAUGUUAAUUAAUGUAGGUGUUUUAAACGAAUAUAGGUUUUGUAUAACGGUAAAACUGAGUGCAGUUACUUAUUGCAGUCUUUUGUAUUUUUUAGCAGUUUCGAGUUACAGCGAAUUUAAUAAUGUUGUAAAGCUGAUCACAACAAAAGCUCAUGAAAAGGUAAAUAAAUAUUGUCUGAGAUCUGUGGAUGUUACCAAAUCAAA
This is a messenger RNA of Orbicella faveolata, 2323 nucleotides long. RefSeq names its product octopamine receptor beta-1R-like. NCBI's taxonomy places the organism in Eukaryota, Metazoa, Cnidaria, Anthozoa, Scleractinia, Merulinidae. Gene Ontology annotation, cellular component: membrane. Gene Ontology annotation, molecular function: G protein-coupled receptor activity. The record is from RefSeq and is a predicted model, not a curated record. Gene Ontology annotation, biological process: G protein-coupled receptor signaling pathway.